Messenger RNA from Mastomys coucha (southern multimammate mouse), 669 nucleotides. RefSeq names its product sulfotransferase 1C2-like. Gene Ontology annotation, molecular function: sulfotransferase activity. Gene Ontology annotation, cellular component: cytoplasm. Gene Ontology annotation, biological process: sulfation. Bases 136 to 669 code for a protein of 177 amino acids. NCBI's taxonomy places the organism in Eukaryota, Metazoa, Chordata, Mammalia, Rodentia, Muridae. The record is from RefSeq and is a predicted model, not a curated record. The transcript is spliced from 5 exons.
AGUCGCCUAGCGGCUUUGAGAUCGGGUCUUGUCCGGGUUCCUUCCUAAGUUCCUGUUAGGCCUGGGGUGUUGAAGCAGGCCUGAGAGCCUAGCUCUCAGAAGGCGGAGGGACUGGACCUUUCUCCCUGAAGCAUCAUGGCUCUGACCCCAGAACUGAGCAGACAAACAAAACUGAAAGAGGUAGCAGGGAUCCCACUGCAGGCUCCAACUGUGGACAACUGGAGGCAGAUUCAGACCUUCAAGGCCAAGCCAGAUGACCUUCUCAUUUGUACUUACCCUAAAUCAGGGACAACAUGGAUUCAAGAAAUCGUGGACAUGAUUGAGCAGGAUGGGGAUGUAGAGAAGUGCCAGAGAACCAUCAUUCAACACCGGCACCCUUUUAUUGAGUGGGCACGGCCACCCCAGCCAUCAGGUGUGGACAAAGCCAAUGAGAUGCCAGCUCCAAGGAUAUUAAGAACCCAUCUUCCCACUCAGCUACUGCCACCAUCUUUCUGGUCAAACAACUGUAAGAACACUAUUCUCCAUCUUGAAUGCCAACCUCUCUCAAGCCUCAUCGAAGAUAAAGACUCUUGUCAGGAUAAAGGUAUGGCAUUUGUCAUCGAAGAUAAAGACUCUUGUCAGGAUGAAGGUAUGGCAUUUGUGAUCAAAGGUGAUGAUUUCCAGAACUAA